This is a messenger RNA of Capra hircus (goat), 6823 nucleotides long. It is a transcript of the gene RELT, whose product is annotated as RELT tumor necrosis factor receptor. The record is from RefSeq and is a predicted model, not a curated record. Bases 186 to 1466 code for a protein of 426 amino acids. Lineage: Eukaryota; Metazoa; Chordata; Mammalia; Artiodactyla; Bovidae. The transcript has 11 exons. Gene Ontology annotation, biological process: apoptotic process; amelogenesis. Gene Ontology annotation, molecular function: protein binding.
GGGGCGGCGAUUCAUUCAAAAGGCGCGCAGCUUGCGCGGGCGCCCGGGCGCUCACCGACACGGGCCCGGGCACUGCGUCGAUCCAGGAGCUGGGCAGCUGGAGGGGGCGGCCAGCCCCGUCCGGGAACACACGCCGGGAGGACAGCGGCCGCCUCUGUUCCAUCUCCACCUGCUGGGGCCUGAGGAUGAAGCUGAGCCUGCCGCCCUGGCCCCUGUCCUGUCUCCUCGUGCUGCUGCCCUGGCCUCUGGCCACUGCUGCGUCGACAGCCCCUCGGCAGUGCCCACCCGGGCAGGAGCCCAAUGUGGAACCAGGGCGGGGCACAUUAUGUAGGUCCUGCCCCCCAGGCACCUUUUCAGCUUCCUGGGGCUCUCGGCCGUGCCAGCCCCACUCACACUGCAGCUCUCGAGGGAGGCUGGAGGCCCAGGGGGGCACGGCAAUGCAAGACGCACUAUGUGGAGACUGCCAGCCUGGGUGGUUUUCCCCUGCAGAGGCCCCGGGUGUUCCCUGCCAGCCGUGCGCCCGGACCCCCCUGGGUGGCCGCAGCUGUCACGAACGGGGGCAACGGGCCCGACGUGGCGUGGAGGUGGCCGCAGGGGCCGGCAGUGCAGGGGAGACGCGGCAGCCUGGGAACAGCACAAGGGCGGGCAGCCCCGAGGAGACAGCUGCCCAGUACGCAGUGAUCGCCAUCGUGCCCAUCUUCUGUCUCAUGGGGCUGCUGGGCAUCCUGGUGUGUAACCUGCUCAAGCGGAAGGGCUACCAUUGCACGGCCCAGAAGGAGGUCGGGCCUGGCCCCGGAGGCGGAGGCAGUGGGACCAGCCCUGCCUGCCGGCCUGAGGACACCAGUGAGGACACCAUCGGGGUCUUGGUGCGCCUGAUCACAGAGAAGAAAGAGAAUGCCGCGGCGCUGGAGGAGCUGCUGAAGGAGUACCACAGCCGACAGCUGGUACAGACCAGCCACCGGCCUCUGCCCAGGCUGUCGCCGGGCCCCCCCAGCAUGCUGCACGUCUGCCCGCAUCGCCAGCACCUCCACACCGUGCAGGGCCCGGCCUCACUCUCGGGCCCCUGCUGCUCCCGUUGUAGCCAGAAGAAGUGGCCCGAGGUGCUGCUGUCCCCUGAGGCCGCAGCUGCCACCACUCCUGCUCCCAGACUCCUGCCCAACCCAGCCAGGACCCCCAAGGCUGGACGCCAGGGCGAGAUCACCAUCCUGUCUGUGGGCAGGUUCCGUGUGGCCCGAAUUCCCGAGCAGCGCGUGAGUUCAGUGGGCUCCGAGGUGAAGACCAUCACGGAGGCUGGGCCCUCAGGGAGUGAGCUCCCCAACUCCCCACGACCUGGCCUCCCCAGUGAGCAGAGGGCACUUCUAGGAAGUGGUGGAAGCCACACUAAGUGGCCGAAGCCCCCAGCAGAGAACAAGGCCGAGGAGAACCGCUAUGUGGUCCGGCUAAGUGAGAGCAACCUGGUCAUCUGAGGGGCUGUCCCAUCUGAGGACCCUGCAGCCCUGCCCUGAGCAGUUCCGAAGCCCUCCUGGAGAAGGUGGAGCUGCAGCUGGGCCCAUGAGGAUCCAGAAACGCCAGCAGACAAAACCGCCAAGGCCUGGAGGUGGGAGUGUCCACCCUGGUGAGGAGACAGGCAGGCCGGCCGGCGGGUGCUGUGUGCAGGAGCAGGUGGAAGGCCCCCCGUCCCUGCCACCCAUUUCCUUCCCCGCAGGUCCCUGACCUCUGCUCCACCGGGCAGCUAGGCCUUGUGGUGGGGAAGGGCCCUCUGCCUGGCACCCCUGGCCCCACCCUUGCCUCUGUAGGGGGACUGCUCCAUUCUUUUCUGACAGGUCCUAUAAAGGACCUGGGCUGGGAGCUGAGUUCUGGGUUUUCAUCUGGAGCAAGCCCCUGGCCAUUACUGGGUCCCAGUUUUUUUGACUGUGAAGUGGGGGUAGCAGCAUCGUGGCGCACAGGGCCUUCCCGCCUCGCAGGCUCUGGGCUGGGUUGUGGGGGUGGAGCUCGACUCCACGCCGCCCCUCCCACUAGUAGCUUUAUCUGACCCAGUUUUUGCUGCUUCAGGGCUUCCACCUUCAAGUCUCCCCCGGGGCUGCCUGAAAGUGGCUCUGCAUACAUAAGGGGCCUAAUGCAUGUGCCUGCCCCUGCCCCUGCUGUUUUUAUUGAAACUGAAGAAACAGACUUGACCUGGGCAGGACUGUGGUGCAGAGCCCCAGCCACCCCCAAGAUCUCAGGCGCUUCAGAGGGAAAGUGGUGUGUGUGACGGGGCUGGGAAGGGGCCUCCGGCCUCGGUGGUUUGUGUCCCUGCGGUGUUGGUGUCUGUCCCCUGGCCUGGGCAGUGCAGGCGACUGCCCCGCCUCCGUCUCCACGCUGGCUCAGCAGUCUCGUUAUUUAUGUGGGGCUGUGCAGGCACGGGCCCACGGCUGUCCCCGUGUCUCUUAUUUAUUGAAACUUGGCUGUUGUCCGUCCUUGUGUCUCCAUACCCAUCCAUUUGUUGAAUAAAAAUGUGGGAAGUAGUGUCAGGAGGAGCUUCUGUCCUUGCACCUCCUCCAAGGUUGCCCGCCCACUGCAUAGUUCUGUCAGGCCCUGUGUGGGGGACAUGCCAUCCCUCCCCUGGCAGUGUCUGCUGUUUGGCAGGUGGGGCACCAGGUGAAGUGGGGCCAGAGGUGGCCUCGCAGGUCGUCUGGCCUUAUCUUCCCUUGGGUAAGGAAGAGCUGCAGUCCAACCACAGGUAUAGGCUUCAGGGAGAGGGGGUUUUUAGUUAACUCCAGGUUCUUUUGGUGUUUGGUAUUGUUUUAAAAGAUGGAAGGGGACAUAUUUAAACACUAAUGGCAAAGAGGCUCAAGGAGAGGCUGAAGAACCAAGAAGUGAUGCCUGGUGGAACCUGGGGUGGGGGUGGAAGGGGACACCCUGGGAAGGCUCAGGCUUGCUGCACCUGGGAGAUGGCAGUGGGCACACUGGGCAUAUGCCUGAAGCCUGACUUCACAUGGGGCAGAAGCCAUGGCGGGGCCCGGCCUGGCAACUGAGGGAAAACUCCUGCCCUGAGGGGAGGCUGGGCAGAUUCGAGUGGAGAUUCAACCUCUCCCUUCCUCUCACCUCUCUAGAGCACAGGCUUCUCUCUGCAGCUUCUCAGGUGGGCAGGAAAGGGAGGGCACCUCUGAGGAUCCAGGGCACAAAGCAUCACCUGGCUCUCAAGAGGGGAGGGAAGGAUACAGGCUGGACAUCAUGAGGAAUUUUCUGGAGCAUCAGAGGUUCAGCAUCAUCUAGAGCUCCAGAGUCUAGAACAGUGUUGUAGGGGACCAACGGGCACCAGGGCACCCAUGUUCCCUGGGGCCACUGUGGUGCUGUUGCUGUCCCUACUUGCCAGGGUGUGGUAGACUUGGCUGCCCCGAGCCAACCAACCCCACUUCACCGAGGGCCUGGACGACACACUGAGAUGAGGACGAGAUCGUGCCCUGGGUGAAAGGGGAGGCUGACCCUCCCACCCUCUGGCCUCCAUUCCCAGAGGGAAGCUGGACUCUGGUCUCUGGGAUGAGGCACAUACAGAUGGCAGUGAGGGUGGAGACUGAGGCUGGGUCUGAGCUUCCCAGGUGAGGUAAUGGACACCCAUCUCAGUGCUGGCCCUUGGGGUAAUAAGCACUGGUCGCCUCCAGACCAUGCCUACCACCCCAAUUUCCUGCUUGCUGGAAGGUAAGAAAAAGGAAUGGCUCUGGCCCCAGUCUCUUCACUUGAUCCUUGGGGAUACUGAAGCCACCUCCCAAAAGAGGGAGAUGAGCUGAGGACCAGCUAGGGGUGUGUCUGAUGCGGCUGACCCUGAGGACCCCCCCUCUCACCUGGAAGCUUUCCUGGCUCUAAAGCCUACUCUUGAGCUGAAGGUAGGCCGAGGCUGCUGGCAGGGGUGGGAGCUGGAGGACAAGAUGGGGCCCUUGGUGGCCACUGAGGACAGUUCUGAGCUUGACCUCUUCUCACUCCGCCGCCCCUCCUCCACGGGCUAGAAUGGUGUCCACCUCCCACCUGCUCCUGGGGUCAACCCUGCCACUGACCUGGAGCCGAGUCCCUGAACAAAGUCCCCUUCCUCUCGAGGAGGAACUGCUGUGACAGAGCCCGAGAACAUGGUCCCCGACAGAGCUCUCUGCCCCCGUAGAGGAGGGAGGUUCUGUUGAGGCCCGGGGUACAGUCUGGCGGAGAGGGCUCCAGAGGGUUAGUUACAGCUAGGCCACUUAGCCUCUUUGGGCCUCAAGGAUUCUCCCCAGUUGAGGAAGCUGAAUACUUGGGAGGCUGGCACGGCGUGGACGGUGGGAGCCAGGCCCUAGGAGGGAACAGUUCGUGCGAUGACCAGGGAGGGAAAUCAAGGCCCGGACCAAGGCAGUGGCUUUGCCCAGAAGGGAGAUUAGAGAUGUUUUGGACAUAAAUAAAACUGACAGCUCGUGAUGACAGCUUGGACGGAGACCAUAUUAUCACCUUCAGCCAUCCUUCUGGGACUACAAACCACUUCGCCCUAUUAAGUGGAUGUAGGCACUGCCUCCUCCAGGGUGGGCAGGAGAACUUAGGGCUCGGCACCUGUGCUUUGGAGCCAGACCAAGUGUAAGUUCCAACUCUGCCCCUCACUAGCUCUGUAACCUUGGCCAAGGUACUCGCUCUCCUCAGCUGCUCCCCCUCCCAAGGCCAGGGCCACCCACAGGGCUCACCUCCUGUCCUGGGGAUACUGCCAGUCACCAAGCAUAAAGCACAGCACCGGCCACACGGCGGGCACUCGGCAGAUGCAGCCUCCAUCAUUCAUGGCUUCCCUGCACUCCUGUGUCACACACCUUAGCCCAGGCCCCUGAACUGUGAGUGCCAGGGCUGCCCUGGAGAUGCAGCGUAGGUAUCGCUCGACUGGUGAAAACAAGUUUUGAAUCAACUUGGGAGAAACCCAGGGGACACUCACCAACCCAACAGGUGUCUGUGUCUCCCUCUCCCAAGAACCACAAGUCUGGUCACUCCAGACUUUUUUUUGGAAACUUUUUUAAUAGUUAUUGAAUGUUCUACAGCUUACAGUAAAUAUCAUAGUUACAAAUUCUUGGCUUCAAUCUUUCAGAGUGAUCACUAUCUGAUCUUCAAAACAAAACGGAACAAAAACCCAAAAAAAUCCAAAACAACAGAACAAAACCAGAUUUACACUUCAUACACACAAGCGAGGCCGCGGGGCUUUCCACUCUUUACACUCCAGGCUGUGUUUUGAAAACACCUAUAAGUUCUUUGCUCAAACUACUUGGAAGACACCGGUCAAAGGUUUAUUAUUAUUAUUUUAAAUGUUUUUCUUUUUAAAAUGUGAGUUCCAAUAAAAUUUAAAAACUAGAUUCCAACCUGUAGAUUAAAAUGAAUUAAAAAAUACAAAAUCAUAUACAACGCUCUCUCACAGGAUGGUACAUGCCACGAGAACAAGUUUCUCUGUCGUGUGAUAUGAACAGGGAUGCAGAUGCCUUUUAGUCAGGAGAUGGGGACAGGCCUUUGGGCCUUUAGAGGUCAUGACAGACAACGCCACGUUGCUAGAGGCCUGGCCUUACCUCCCCUUGGGUAAGGAAGAGCUGCAGUCCCACCAUAGAUCCAGACAAGCUGGCUGACCCGAGAAGGUGGUCUCCGGCCAGUCCCACUCUUUCCCUGACUCUCAGGCAUGAGAAGGAAGGCUGGAGCCUGGAGAUGCUGGUCUUGCUGGGGUCAGGCCCAAAGACGACUUCACCCAUUUGAGACCUAUGGGCUGAUACUUAUCAGCAAAGUUGUUAUAUGUGUUCUCUUCAAAAAAGGAAAAUAGCCCCUCUACCAGGAGCUGGACUGGGUACAGGGCCUCAAUGCCACAGCAAGAAGACCCAGGGACUACAGAUGCAGCCACAGGGAAGCAAGCAUUCUAGUUUCCCUUUCUGGCUCUGUGGCAGCCAGUCCUAAUCACCUGGCCACUGGGCUGGACUCAACAGCACACAAGGUAGAAAAUACCCAUUGGAGAAAGUGAGGAGUGAGACCCAAGUCUGGCUCAGGCAAGACUGGUUAUGGAAUGUUGAAACUGACCUGCCAGGAAAUUUAAAGGCCAGGCCCUAGAACCAUGUAAUGCCUAAUUUCAGAAACAGGUUUUCUAGAAGGGGACGUGGACAGGUAAAGGACAGAUCCUGCCGCCAACCUGGCACACCCAAAGGAGGCUGAGCUCUCUCAGGCUCAGCUGUGGAAUUUGAUGGGGCCUGGCUGGGUCUCCACUGUGAUCCAGCUUUUGGAGGUAAGUCUAGCCUGGAUUCUCCUGGGGCUGGACACCGGCAUGGAGCCUGCCCCUCCACUGCCCAACCUGCCUCCUCUGGAUUCCCAAGCUUGGCAAUCAGCUGGGGACCACAUGCCCUACAGUGCUGUGGAAUACAGGGUGAAAAGCAGAGCUUCCACGUGUACUUUGAACUGCAAUUGAGGAGCAAAUGCCAUGGUGACAUCUCAGUGACUGAUCCAGCCACAGUGCUGUGACCAAGACCUGUGCCCUCUAGGCCUCCCUCUGGCCUCCCUCAGAGCAGAGCUGAGGGUCUGACAUGCAGGGGUCCAGGCCAGAUUCAGCCAGUGCCUCUCUGGACCUCUGGCCGAGUCCCAUCUGCACAGUGAGGACAUCAGAACUCGGUGACCAAAGGAUCUGCACUACUCCUAUGCUCCAUGUGAUUCAUUUCUGAAGGGUACUUGGAACAAAGUUAGCCUCUCUGGACAAACUCCCAGAUCUCUGGAACACUUUGGGUGGCCAAGGGUAAGAGUUGGGAUGAGGUGGAAGGACUGCACAGUGUCUCUCUAGAUCCUGGUCCUCACCCUUGGGAAAAACAAAUCCAGGGACUGGAUU